AUGAACGCUUUUGGACACCAACCAUCCAACCAGCAGACCAGUCCCAUUCAGCACCACAGCGCGCAGGAACUCCUGGACAUGGCCGUGUACUGCGACAACUACGGUGUGUACCAACAGAACCUCCACCACCACCACCCUCAGAGGCCGCCCACACACCCCUCCAGCUACGGCCUCGGAGAGUACACCUCCCCGUCCGCAAACCCUUACCUGUGGCUGAACGGACCCGGCAUCAACUCCUCUCCGUAUCUCUCCGGGAACAACGGCACCUCCUACAUCCAGUCUGGAUAUGGGUCCAACCAGAGGCAGUUCUUACCGCCUCCUCCAACCGGGUUCGGUGGAGCAGACCUGGGCUGGCUGUCCAUAUCCAGCCAGCAGGAACUCUUCAAGAUGGUCAGACCACCUUACUCCUACUCUGCGUUGAUAGCCAUGGCCAUACAAAACGCCCAGGAUAAAAAGUUAACCCUGAGUCAGAUCUAUCAGUAUGUGGCUGACAACUUUCCCUUCUACAAGAAGAGCAAAGCUGGAUGGCAGAAUUCAAUCCGGCAUAAUCUGUCUCUGAACGACUGUUUCAAGAAGGUGGCACGGGACGAGGAUGAUCCAGGUGAGACUUGGAGAAAUUGAUCUUUUAACAUUUUAAAGAUACAUCUUUUAAUCUAGUCUUUGUGUCGAUUAAACUCUCACAAUUGUCAGUCGUCAUUUUGAUAAAAAAGUAAACAUAAAGUUGUCGUUUCCAUGAACAACUUAGAAAACUUUGGAAUUCAUCUCUAACUCUCACUUCGUCUUGCAGGUAAAGGAAACUACUGGACUCUGGACCCAAACUGUGAGAAAAUGUUCGAUAACGGUAACUUCAGACGAAAAAGGAAGAGGAGGUCAGACAUAACCGGCCCUGACAGCAGCCCUCUCCCGGUAAAGUCAGAGGACAACCCGCACAGCAAGCUCUCAGACACCGCCAGCCUCCUCAGCUCUUCCCCGCCAAGCCUGCACGGAUCCCCGGCCUCGACGGAGCCGAAGUCGUCGCCGCCUCCCUCCGCGGAGCACAGCCCGUGUUUCGGCAGCUUUGUAUCCAGCGUCAACGCGCUGUUGGCGGGCAGCGGCAGCGACGUGACCCGGGGAGGAGGAGGAGGUGGAGGUGGAGGAGGAGAACGGGACUUCGGCUCCGGGCAUCACGGUGGACUGAGUCAGGGCAGAGAGGGGGGCAUGUCUGGACUUGGCUCCUACUCGCCCACUUUAAUCUCCCCGUUGAACUCUGAAAAUAACAGAAUGAACUAUUACACAUCCGUACAGAGCAUUUCCAACCAUUUCAGUGUGAAUAACCUCAUAUACAGCCGGGAAGGAACCGAGGUCUAA
Molecule: messenger RNA, 1347 nt
Organism: Xyrichtys novacula (pearly razorfish)
Lineage: Eukaryota; Metazoa; Chordata; Actinopteri; Labriformes; Labridae
Source: the annotation of a GenBank genome assembly